UAACCGUCAUUCGCGUUUGUUUCUUAAGACAAGUAAGUUCGUUGUUUACUCCGGCGUCGAUCAAUUCCAUUAGCUCAGUCCAAUUCCUCGGCUGUUUCGAACGAUAUAGCGGCGGAUUGAUAGAGAACUUACACCGACAUUAUACACGACAAUCCAGAUUAGUUCCAUGGCGCCAAGAUGGAAAUGGAAAGGAGCCGAAGCAAAAGCUCUUGCAGAACCUAUUUCAAAAUCAAUCUCAGAGCUCCAACUCUCUCUAGCCAAAACAGAGUCAUCGGGCUCCCUCUCGAGUUGCAACGUGCUCCUAGCUGUUGAACCAGAGCAAGCUGAGCUACUCGACCGCUGUUGUUUCGGCAGACUCGUCCUAUCCGCUGAGAAAGUCAAGAAAUGGAUUCAGUUAUCCUUUGAAGAAGCUUUCUAUUUUCUCUACAUCCUCAAAUGCAUCAAACUCACCCUUCAAGGCCGUUGCUUGGAGAACGAAGUCGACACGUGGAUGUACAUGAGAUCUAAAAGACCAAACUUCCCGGUUUUCUUCAAAGCUUAUUCACAUCUACGAUCCAAGAACUGGGUUUUGAGAUCCGGGUUGCAGUACGGUGUGGAUUUCGUGGCGUACCGUCACCAUCCAUCACUUGUCCAUUCGGAAUACUCUGUUUUGGUUCAGUCCGGUGACAGUGAUCGGUUAAGAGUGUGGUCUGAUGUCCACUGUGCUGUUCGGUUAAGCGGAAGUGUUGCUAAAACGUUGUUAACUCUUCAUGUCAGUGGUAACUCUAACCAAGAGGAUUUGAAUCUACCUACGUGUUUGGAGAACUACAGAGUUGAAGAGCAAACGAUAAGUAGAUGGAGCCCAGAACUCAGUCGUGAAGAUGAAACUACAAGUCCAACACCAAAAGUUACCAAUGUGAGUAAUUUGAAAACGCCAUGACGAACCGGUCCCGGUUAGUUGAGUACCGGUUUUGAUUUUUUCACAUGAACCUGUGUUAUUUAAUCAUCUAUUUUAAUAGAGUUUAAAUCUAAACACAAUCCAUUGUUAUUCAAAUGUUGAUUCUAAAUUC
Messenger RNA from Brassica oleracea var. oleracea, 1049 nucleotides. RefSeq names its product tRNA-splicing endonuclease subunit Sen2-2. Bases 167 to 919 code for a protein of 250 amino acids. The record is from RefSeq and is a predicted model, not a curated record. Gene Ontology annotation, cellular component: tRNA-intron endonuclease complex. NCBI's taxonomy places the organism in Eukaryota, Viridiplantae, Streptophyta, Magnoliopsida, Brassicales, Brassicaceae. Gene Ontology annotation, biological process: tRNA-type intron splice site recognition and cleavage; tRNA splicing, via endonucleolytic cleavage and ligation. The transcript is spliced from 2 exons. Gene Ontology annotation, molecular function: nucleic acid binding; tRNA-intron lyase activity.